This is a messenger RNA of Saccostrea cuccullata (small rock oyster), 1797 nucleotides long. RefSeq lists its product as uncharacterized. Lineage: Eukaryota; Metazoa; Mollusca; Bivalvia; Ostreida; Ostreidae. The record is from RefSeq and is a predicted model, not a curated record. Gene Ontology annotation, biological process: protein monoubiquitination. Bases 38 to 1699 code for a protein of 553 amino acids. The transcript has a single exon. Gene Ontology annotation, molecular function: zinc ion binding; ubiquitin protein ligase activity.
ACAGCAUCCCCUUCAUCAUGUGACUGAAGUACCUAAUAUGGACCCGCGUUAUUGUGCCCAAGAAAUCCUCCUCUGUGACCUGUGUCAAACUGCUGCAUUACAGAGUCAUUGUGAACUUUGUCAUGUUAAUCUCUGUAUACAAUGUGUUGGAAAACAUCUCUCUGAUUCAUCUAAAAGACACAAUGUUGUUCCAUACAAGCACAGAACUACUACUCCUAACUACCCAAAAUGUCCAAACCACACCCAGAAACAUUGUGAACUUUACUGUGAAAAAUGUGACAUUCCUCUCUGUUCUACCUGCAUCGCCUCUGAUAAACAUCAUGGACAUAAGUUCACAGAUGCACUGCAGAGACUAAGUUCCAAAUCAAAAGAUUUAGAAAAUGACUUAAAAGAACUAGAGGCAAGAAUCUAUCCUAAAUAUGAAGAAGUUGUAUUAGAUUUAAACUCUGAAAAACACAACUCGGAAAAACAUUAUGAGAAACUGACAACAGCUGUCACCAAACAAGGAGAAGACAUGCACAGAGAAAUAAACAUUAUUGUCAACAAACAAAAAUAUGAAAUUGAUGAAAUGAGAUCUAAACACCUGGCUGCUCUGAAUAAACAGGAAGAAGAAAUCAAACAAAUUACUUCUGAUGUAAAACAGUGCAUUGUUGAUCUGAAGAAAAUACUUGACUCUAAUGAUGUCUCUCUAACCUCUGGUUACAAAUCAAGGAAUGCUGAAUUCAGAAGUUUACCUCCUCAGGUCAAUGUUUCAUUACCAAGUUUCUCACCUCAUCAGAUCAACACAGAACAGCUCCAUCAAAUGGUUGGUUUUCUGUCAUCGUUAUCCAUUACAACAGAAGAAUAUGACGACUCAAUAAAGACACCCGAUGCUUUAUCUUAUCCUCCAAACAAACCACUGCUUGAUGAACCAGAGUUCAUCACCAUAGCGAAUACUGGGUAUGAAUAUCUAUUCAGUAUUACCCGUUUCAGUGAUGAAGAAAUCUGGACACGUGGAGGAGACAAAUUCAUGAAACUCUACAACCUCCAGGGCAAACUACUGAAGUCAAUCCAAACCAAGUCAAAAAACAUACCACGUGACAUAGCAGUGACAUGGAAUGGACAUCUAUUGUAUACUGAUGAUGAUACACGAACUGUAAACAAAGUGAAGAAUAAAAAGAUACAGGAAGUGAUCAGACUACAGGGGUGGAUACCUUACAAUGUCUGUAGUACCUCCUCUUGUGACCUCCUGGUUACUAUGGUCAGUGACGAUGAUGAACAAUCAAAAGUUGUCCGUUUCUCUGGCUCCGCAGAGAAGCAAACCAUUCAGUUUGAUAGUGAAGGUAAACCUCUGUAUUCAUCUGGAACCUACAGUAAAUACAUCAAUGAGAACAGGAACCUGGAUAUCUGUGUAGCUGACUUUGGAGCCCGCGCAGUAGUGGUGGUUAAUAAGGCAGGAAAACUCCGAUUUAGAUACUCUGGUCAUCCCACUUCGAACAAGGGACCAUUUAAUCCACGUGGCAUCACAACAGACAGCCAGAGUCACAUCCUGACAGCAGACAACAACUUUAUCCAUAUCCUAGAUCAGGACGGACAGUUCCUCCGUUACAUUGAUAACUGUGAUCUACGUGGUCUGUGGGGUAUAUGUGUAGACACCAGAGACAACCUCUUUGUGGCUGAGUGUUGCAGUGGUAAAGUGAAGAAAAUCAAAUACAAGUAAAGGAUCCAACAUAUGUGACCAUGCAGUGAAUUUAUAUACAAUGUUUGUUUUCACCAUCACUAAGUGAAGUGAUCAUGACUUAGACAUUUUGUAAAACA